Molecule: messenger RNA, 699 nt
Organism: Melozone crissalis (California towhee)
Lineage: Eukaryota; Metazoa; Chordata; Aves; Passeriformes; Passerellidae
Gene: LEPROT
Product: leptin receptor overlapping transcript
Exons: 4
Coding region: 35-430 (131 amino acids)
Biological process (GO): negative regulation of growth hormone receptor signaling pathway; late endosome to vacuole transport via multivesicular body sorting pathway
Cellular component (GO): endosome
Source: RefSeq, a predicted model, not a curated record
GGCGGAAGUCGCACGGUGCCAACGGAGCCCGGACAUGGCGGGCGUGAAAGCUCUCGUGGCCCUGUCGUUCAGCGGAGCCAUCGGGCUGACGUUCCUCAUGCUGGGCUGCGCCCUGGAGUACUACGGUGUGUACUGGCCCCUGUUUGUGCUGAUCUUUUACUUCAUCUGCCCCAUUCCCCACUUCAUUGCCAAGAGGGUGGGAGAUGACAGCGAUGCAGCCAGCAGUGCCUGCAGGGAGCUGGCCUAUUUCUUCACCACGGGAAUUGUUGUCUCUGCCUUUGGAUUCCCCAUCAUCCUGGCACGGGUGGAAGCAAUCAAGUGGGGAGCCUGUGGCCUGGUGCUGGCUGGCAAUGCUGUCAUUUUCCUGACCAUUUUAGGCUUUUUCCUUGUCUUUGGCAGAGGAGAUGACUUCAGCUGGGAGCAGUGGUAGGAGCUCUCUGUGGUGCUGGUAAUUUUCAAUAUUUCACAGCUUUUCCCCUGUUCUGUGUGUAUGUAGAGAUAUUCUGAUGUGUGUGGUGUGUUAUAACAUUCACCUGGCUUUACAUUAUCAUGUAAUAAUUUGCUUUUUUAAAUGCACUUCAGCCAAAGGGACAGUGCUGACACUUGGCUUGAAGUAGCCACUAAAAUGGGGAAUUAUUAUGAAUUUAUCCUUGAAGAAGUUUACAAAAAAUAAGCAGUUUUACCAAUUUUUUUCUGUAU